Messenger RNA from Lactuca virosa, 337 nucleotides. The record is from the annotation of a GenBank genome assembly. Lineage: Eukaryota; Viridiplantae; Streptophyta; Magnoliopsida; Asterales; Asteraceae.
AAACCAUCUCCUUUGGUUUUGGUUUUCCAUUGAUCGUUUAAAACAUGGAGCAAAAUUUGAAGAUUGUGUUCUUGGUCAUGUUAUUGCUUUCCAUAUGUGGUUUGUUUAUCUCAUCUGUUUUGGCUGACAAAGGCUCGUUAAUGAACUUCAAGAAGUGUGGUCCCUCAGUUGGAUCAUGUCAAAUUAGCUGUCGAGUUGGGUUGCCUAAGUGUUGUAACGGUUUUUGCCUCUGUUUAGGAUGCCCUUAAUUUUGAUUAUUGUAUUUAAUAUCAUAAAUAUAAAAGGUUCGUGUCCAAAUGUGUUUGUUCCUCGAGAAAUCUGUGAAAUAAAAUUCAUC